Messenger RNA from Drosophila innubila, 393 nucleotides. RefSeq lists its product as uncharacterized. The annotation marks the transcript as partial. The transcript has 3 exons. Lineage: Eukaryota; Metazoa; Arthropoda; Insecta; Diptera; Drosophilidae. The record is from RefSeq and is a predicted model, not a curated record.
AUGUGGUCUAAGCUGCUUAUAACUCUGCUUCUUGUGCAUUAUUUGAGUGCCACUUGCGAUGUGUGCCAAUCUGGAAAGGCAGCCUGUCAUACCGAAAACACAUAUUCGAUAUGCAUUGGCGGGGUACCAACCAGGAGCGAUAUAACCUGUCCAGUUGGCUACACUUGCACGGGGGAAAAGUUUAUUUGUUAUCUAAAAGCUGAUGGCUACAAACCCAUCUGUGAAUCCGGAAGUACACCCCCAACGGAUUCAAGAAAAACAACUGAGAGCAAAAGUACGGAAAACACAACUACGGAAAGUACAACUACAGAAAACACAACUACAGAAAGUACAACUACGGAAAUCACAACCACAGAAAAUGCAACCAGAGAAAGCAUGACAACAGAAAGCACG